Molecule: messenger RNA, 2972 nt
Organism: Labeo rohita (rohu)
Lineage: Eukaryota; Metazoa; Chordata; Actinopteri; Cypriniformes; Cyprinidae
Product: leukocyte elastase inhibitor-like
Exons: 8
Coding region: 318-1487 (389 amino acids)
Biological process (GO): negative regulation of endopeptidase activity
Molecular function (GO): serine-type endopeptidase inhibitor activity
Source: RefSeq, a predicted model, not a curated record
AGGAGUUUCUUUUAAGGACUUGCCAUUCCAGCAUUACUUUUAUUGGAUUACACUUCUUUGGACUGUAUAUACACCAGUGGACACUUUUACUUGGAGCUUACAGCACGCUGGAUUUCUUAAGGACUGUUUUAAUGUUUGACAGGAAGGCUGGAUCUGGUUUAGAGGCUGGGCUUUAGGGUGAGGCAACAUAAAUAAGAAUCACCCUCAUAAGAGAUUUCAUUCAUCUCUGACACAUGGGAAGCUUCUUCACUUCUGCUGAAUACUCUAGGUGAAGCUAAUUUACUAACAAAUUUGUACAUUUCAGAUCGCUUGUAAAAAUGGAGCCUUUGUCUGCAGCAAACACACAGUUCUCUCUAAGCCUGUUCGAGAAGAUCAGUGGAAAAAAUGCAUCAAGAAAUGUGUUCUACUCUCCUCUCAGCAUCUCCUCGGCUCUGGCCAUGGUGUCGCUCGGGGCAAAAGGAAACACAGCGGCGCAGAUGUUUAAGGUCCUGGGUUUUAACAAUCCUGCUCAGCCGGGACCUGGACAAAUGACUGAGGAGCAAAUUCAUUGCAGCUUCAACAAGCUCAUGAGUGAACUGAACAAACCAGGAGUCCCGUAUGCGUUGAGUCUUGCCAACCGCCUCUACGGGGAGCAGUCUUACCAGUUUGUCGAGAAAUUCCUUAACGAUGCAAAAAGAUACUAUGAAGCCGAACUGAAGAAGGUGGACUUCAUAAAGAAAUCAGACGCUGCACGUGUCGACAUCAACAAAUGGGUGGAGAAAAAAACUCAAGAAAAGAUCAAGGACUUGCUCCCGAAUGGAUCUAUCGAUGCGAUGACGAGACUGGUCUUGGUGAACGCCAUCUACUUCAAGGGGAACUGGGAGACGAAAUUCCCAAAAGAAGCCACCACAGAUGGACAGUUUAAGCUGAACAAGACUCAAACGAAACCAGUGAAGAUGAUGCGACAGAACUCAAAGUUUCCUCUGGCCUCCAUCCCAGAGAUGAACAGUCAGGUUCUGGAGCUGCCGUAUGUUGGGAAGAAUCUCAGUAUGUUGAUCAUCCUUCCUAACGAGAUUCAAGACACAGCCACUGGCCUUCAGAAGCUUGAAAAGGCACUGACCUACAAGAAACUCAUGGAGUGGACGAGACCUGAAAUCAUGCAUCAACAAGAAGUUGAAGUGUCUCUGCCCAGAUUCAAGAUGGAGCAAACCUAUGACAUGAAGGAUCUUCUGAUCAGCAUGGGAAUGGAGGAUGUUUUUAAUAAGGGGAAGGUGAAUCUUUCAGGCAUGUCACCCAACAACAACCUAGUGGUGUCGAAGGUGAUUCACAAAGCCUUUGUUGAAGUAAACGAGGAAGGAACCGAAGCGGCUGCGGCCACUGGCGUUGUUGUGGAGACAAAGUGUGCGAGGAUCCCACAGGUUUUUAACGCAGACCAUCCAUUCCUCUUCUUCAUCCGACACAAUCCAACCAAGAGCAUUCUGUUUCAUGGACGCUUCUGUUCUCCAUGAGAAAGUCAUGUUGUAUGAGACCCUUUGCAGCUUGUUUAGUUGGUUAUCUGGUUAGAAUGAGUGGUUGAGACAAGGGACAACUACUACAAAAUGAAAUAGUUAAUAAUUAAACAAAAGAUUUACAUUCAAGGACAGACGUUUUUCUCAUCUUGAGAGAAGACUUUAACAUGCACAUUAUAAAUGUUUUGACUCUUGAUGUGCUUAUAAUUGAACAUAUUUACUGCAUUACAGUUGUCCUGGUCUCAUCUAUUGUUGAUAAUUCAGUGGUUGUGCUGCACAGGUCUCUGCAUGUCAUAUGUAAUCAAAUGCAUCAUAAUCACUAAGCACUUCUGUUGUUUCCUUCACUAAACGAGGCUUAACUGAGUCAAAUAAUAUGUAUGCCAAAGAUAUAUAACAAUUACACCUGUUUUGUUCAAACUUUUACUGUGAUUUAAUAAAAACAGCCGUUACAGGCAUGGCGUAAGAAAAAGCUGUAGUUUAAAAAAAUGUCACAUCAGGGUAUGUUAUCUUUUACAUUUGUACCAUUUCAAGAAUAGUUUUUCUUAAUAUUACUGAAUAAAUGUUGCUUAAAAUCCUACAAUAGGCAGUUUAAAUUAGGUAUGAUUUAGCUUUUUUUUGUUAGAUUUUAGCUUUUUUAAGUUAAAGGAUAAGUUCACUUCAAUUUACUCACCCCCUUGUCAUCUAAGAUGUUUGUGUCUUUCUUCCUUCAGUCAAUAAGAAAAUUUAGAUAUGUUUUCCAUAUAGUGGACUUUAAUGGUGCCCCCAAGUUUGAACUUCCAAAAUGCAGUUUAAAUGCAGCUUCAAAUGGCUCUAAACGAUCCCAGCCCGAGUAAGAAGGGUGUUAUCUAGCAAAACAAUAGGUCAUUUUCGAAACAAAUUGACAAUUUAUAUACUUUUUAACCUCAACCGGUCGUCUUGUCUACGUUUUUUCUUUUUUUUUCCGGUUCAAUGUGGUCAAUACAGUUAGGGUAUGUCAAAAAAACUCCCAUCUCGUUUUCUUCCUUAACAAUAAAAUCAUCCUACAUUGCUGCAGAAGUACCGACCCAGUGUUUACAAAGUAAACAUGCAAAGAAGAUCAUACGCCCUUUACAAAAAAGGUAUAACAGCGAUGUAGGAUGAUUUUGACGUUUGAUGUACUGACCUGGAUUACAUAGACUACGCAUGCACAUCGCAGAGACAAGACAAGACGAGCAUUUGAGGUUAAAAGUAUAUGAACUGUCACUUUGUUUAGAAAAUGACCGGUCGUUUCGCUAGAUAAGACCACUCUUACUCGGCUGGGAUCGUUUAGAGCCAUCUGAAGCUACAUUUUGGAAGUUUAAUUUUGGGGGCACCAUUGAAGUCUGGAAUGUUUUCCUCAAGAAACAUAAUUUCCUAUCGACUGCAGAAAAGAACGUCUCAGAUGACUAAGUUAUCUGUAAAUUUUUGUUCUGUAAGUGAACUUCUCCUUUGAAAAAGGUUGGGGCAUGUUGUCACAUUUAUAAUUGA